This is a messenger RNA of Mycetomoellerius zeteki, 1063 nucleotides long. It is a transcript of the gene ppl, whose product is annotated as pumpless. Gene Ontology annotation, cellular component: mitochondrion; cytoplasm; glycine cleavage complex. Gene Ontology annotation, biological process: glycine decarboxylation via glycine cleavage system; protein lipoylation. The transcript has 3 exons. Lineage: Eukaryota; Metazoa; Arthropoda; Insecta; Hymenoptera; Formicidae. The record is from RefSeq and is a predicted model, not a curated record. Bases 406 to 915 code for a protein of 169 amino acids.
AAUUAUACUCGCGAUUGUUCCAAGCUUGUGCACGCGAUCAGCAUUGAUAUAUUUCGAGUAAAGAAAAGCAGACUAAGAUAAAAAAAGAUUCGUUUUCGAUACUUUUGGCGAGAUUCGAACGUGUUAUCCUACAUCUGUGCUUGUUCAUGUUUGCUCGUUCGAAUAUUCAGUUCAAUUAAAUUUCUAAGAUGAGAUAAGAGAGGGGGCCGAUGAUAGAAAAGUGCUGAGGCUGGAUUGUAAUCUUGUCUUUCAUUAUUUGACCGAGAAUCAUCAAUCAGCUCCGUUUUGCUCUCGCUGCCGGUUGCGUUCGCGUCAUAGAGCCUUAUCGUCAUAGAGUGAAAAAAGAAAAGAGGUUAGAACAGUUCGUGCACGGUUCCGUACAGCGAUCACGACGGCGAAGGAAAAAUGGCAAGAUUGAUCGCCCAGAUUAGCAGGUGCGCGAUAAAAACCGUUUCGCACGAUUUGCUCCAUACAGCUACGAAGUCGAAGAUACCCUUUGCCAUAGUGCGAUCCAUAACCACAACUCACUACUUGAGAGAUGAACGAUGGUACACCGAUAAGCACGAAUGGAUAACAGUAGAUGGCAAAAUCGGCACAGUCGGUAUAUCGGAUUACGCGCAAGAUGCUCUUGGAGAUGUGGUGUACGCGCAACUUCCCGAUGUAGGAUCGACAAUCAAGAAAAAUGAGGAAUGUGGAGCCCUAGAAUCAGUGAAGGCAGCUUCAGAAUUAACAAGUCCGGUCAGCGGGAGAGUCACAGCGAAAAAUGAGACAGUUGAAAGUAAACCCGGGUUAAUUAAUAAAUCUUGUUAUAAAGAUGGUUGGCUAUUCAAAGUAGAAUUAAGCGAUUCAGACGAGCUCAAGAGCUUAAUGAAUGAAGAGGCUUAUAAUGUGUUUUUGAAAUCGGAUGCACAUUAGAUCUAGAAAUCUAAUGUUAGAAAAGUUUCUUCAAAGUAGAAUUUGAAGCAAAUUGCCAGUUAAUUUCAAGAACUGUAUUUUUUUAAAGAUUUGAUAUUUUAAUGAACUUAUUUUAAUAAACAAAUACAAAAGACGUUUUACUUAAUUG